GUAGUCCAUGUGACAUCAGUGGGUUAGUUAGAAGUUUUUGAAGCAAAAUACAUUUUGGCAUUUCAGCAGGGAGCAAAAGCAUCAUGAGAGACGACGUUAAAUUACCUCAUGUCUCAAAGCACUUAACAUUACAAUAAUAAUGAACAUAAACUACCCUAAGAGCACUGACCUGUACCACCUGACUGCUGCAAAUUAAUUUCGCCGUUGAUAGUGUUGCCACUGAAACACAUAAAUUCGAGUCAUUCGAGAUCUAGAGAUGAUCGUAGGUACAUGCAGAUAAUCAGCAGACGGGUAGGUCAUGUAAUAAAAACUAGCAUUGAUUAUUUGAAAACACAGUUGGUCGUGUCUUAAAUUAAUGUAACCAUAAGUAUAUUCUGUCUGUGCGUUCGUUCUUAAAGUGACAGCAGCCUAAUAAACCUGCUGCUGUCUGUCACUCACUGCUCCUGACUGAAUAAAUUUAGUAUCUUUAUAAGGAUCAUCAAUCUAUAUUUAAUUGUUACAGUGAGCACUUCAAAUGAAUGCGUGUAAAUUUUGUUGAAUUUUUGCAUUUUCAAAUUACAAAUUACUUGUAUUGUAACUAAAUACAUUUUGAUGUAUUUGUGCCCAUCUCUGUUUUCAGAGAAGUUUUACAGAGUUUCAAACACACUGUACUUCAUACCUCACAGCCUCAUCUUCAUUUCUGUCAGAAGAUAACUGUUCAUCAUUUAAAUCAAAAGCACACUGCUCAGAUCUAGCGGUGGAGAGAUGAAGCUUCAUGAAGUUUUGAAGCUUUCCAGCCAGAUUGGUUUCAUAAUGUUUCAUAAUUUUGUAUGAAACUGGGCAGUGCUUUUGUUGAACAUACAGAAAUGAAGUUCUUUAGGCUGGAUAAAGGAGGUGAAAGUGAUGAAGAUGGACUGGACAGAGAGAAGUGGAAGAACUUGUGUAACAUAAGGGAAAAACUGUCUAUAUGAUCCCAGUCUACAGUCACUAUAUAUCAACUCUAGCUGGAUUUAAACACUCAGAUCAGAGGAAGUUCUCAACCACAGGAAGGGCUGGUAGUGUCUAGAGGUAUAACUAUAUAAAGAAGAGGAAGACUGACAGAAACAAAAAAUGUCUGAUAAGUGUGAUCUGUGUCUGCUGGGGCUGAUCAUUCUCUCUUCACUUCAUACAGGUAAAGAAAUCUGGAUUUUCUCAAAAGACAUUUAGUGGAAUUAAUCUGGAAAGAGUUGAUUUGAAUAUGCUCAGUUUAUUCUUGCACACAUUCACGUUGUGAUCUCAUGUGUAUUGAUACAUACAGAUCAUACUGUAUUAUUCCUGAUACUGGACAUAGAGUCACUCAAACAUCUGAUGAUCAACAGUUAUCUUCAUAUUCAGAGAUUUCAACAGCUCUCUGAUCAAGACAAAUACUUUAUUCUGGAGAGAGUAAUGUUUGUGUUAAUGAGGGAAAAAAAGACUUUGAUUCUUCUGCUUUUAUGUUUUAAUUUAUUAAUAUAGAUCAUAAUGAUCAUUCUAAUGUAGAGAGCGUGUACCAGUGGAGUGAGUUCUGAUGUGUUCAUCAGUUCUGGUGAAAAUGUCCGUCUGCCCUGUAAUAAUCUUUUUUUCUGACUGCAACUCAACUACAUGGAUCUACUUUAACAGAUUCAGACAUUCACCAGCAGUUGAACUGAUUGAUCGAGGAAAGAAGAAAGACACAGAGAGACAUGAGAGAUUGAGUCUGGGGUCUGACUGCUCUCUGAACAUCAAGAACGUCUCAGAAGAAGAUUAUGGAUUAUACAUCUGCAGACAAUAUGUGAAUGGACAACAACAAGGAACUGUGACUCUCUCCUGUCGGUUGUAUUCAGUUUUCUGUGAUUAUUGGGUCCAUUCUGAUGAACUUCAGCUGUCAUGGGUGAAUCAGGCUGGUGUUGAUCUGAAGACAGACUCCAGAUAUCAGAUAUUAUUCUCAUUAGAUCACUGUAUCAUCACUCUGACUACAACACUCUUGAAUGAAGAUGACAACAGAGAGUGGAGAUGUCGGCUUACUCUCAGAAAUCAAGUCAAGACCUCAGUCAGAUACACUGUCAAGUAUUCAGUCAGCAGCUCAAACUCUGAGAAGAAAUCAAGCCAAACUACAGCAGCAGCUCCUACACAAGGUCCAGCUGACACAGCAUCAGAAACUGAAGUCAGUGUGACUGCUGGAUCAUUUUUCAGAGUGAUUGUGAUCAUUGUUGAGAUGGCAGUGUUUGCUGCUCCUACUGUGAUUCUUCUUCAGAUCAUCUGUGCAAGAAGACCUGGGAGGAAGGACUCGCAGCACCCAGAGGAAAUAGAGAUGCCUACAAUAUUACAAUAAAAUACUGCUGAGUUUGGAGACCAUCUGAAACAAGAUUUAAAACAGCAAAAACUCACAGAUGAUUCAUUGUUUGACUUUCUUCUUCUCAGAAAACUGAGAAAAGACUCCCUGAAGAAGUUUAGCUUAAAAUAUAUUUUACAAAUAAAAAACAGAUUUAUGUUCAUUUAUAUGGUUUUAUGGAUAUUUUCCUACAGUGUUGAAUGUCAUUUUCUUGUGGUUCAUAUAUAAACUGCUUUAAUGGACAGACUGUUUGUUCUGUGUGAUGAAGAUGAUUUAGUGAUUCUUUUCAUUCCUGUCUGUAGCAUCUUUUUGUCAUUUUUUGAAUGAUUGCUUCUAAUUUUCUUAAUAAAACCUCUAUAAUUGUUUAAUAUGUGUCCUUUCCUGAGAUCUUUGUUACAAGUAUGGUGAUUCAUGAGCUUGUAAUGUGAAGAUGAACAAAUGAUUGAUUCAUGUUCAUAAUAAUUAAACUUUAUUUUGAUUAGUUCAGAAAUCCACUUUGAUAAACUAAUGACUUUUACAGACUUCUUCUCAGACUUUUUACAGACUUUUUCAUCUUCUCUCAUGGCCGGGUUA
Megalobrama amblycephala (Wuchang bream) is the source of this 2881-nucleotide messenger RNA. RefSeq lists its product as uncharacterized. The transcript is spliced from 5 exons. The record is from RefSeq and is a predicted model, not a curated record. The coding region runs from base 1526 to 2308 and encodes 260 amino acids. NCBI's taxonomy places the organism in Eukaryota, Metazoa, Chordata, Actinopteri, Cypriniformes, Xenocyprididae. Gene Ontology annotation, cellular component: external side of plasma membrane; membrane raft. Gene Ontology annotation, molecular function: protein tyrosine kinase binding; MHC class II protein binding. Gene Ontology annotation, biological process: T cell activation; positive regulation of ERK1 and ERK2 cascade; interleukin-15-mediated signaling pathway.